AUGAAAAUCUUCUUUCAUAAAAUCCUAGAUGCUGAAACUGAGAGACAAUAUAAUAAUUUCCAAAGAAAUGAAACCAUUAAAAUCUAACAUUAAUAAAAACUCUUAGUACUAUUUUUAUUGGGUGUUUUUACAAUUUAAAAAGGUAUUGAAUAAAGUUGGGCUUCUUUAGCUUUCAAUAUAUUUGGAUUUAUUUUUAUAAUUAUCUCCUACAAAUAUGUGAAAAAAACAUCAAUUUAUUAUAAAUACUUACUUUUGAUGGUUGCUUUAAUAUUUAAUUUUUUUUAUCCAUUCAAUCGAUAUAUGGAUAUACCUCCAAACCAAGAUACUUAUCUAGAUGGAUAUUUUAUAUGUCUAGGAUCACUUUCGUAAGAUAUCAGUUAAACUUAGAAUCCUUAAUUCUGUUGAGAUUUAAGCCAAAUACAUAGUAAUGAUACCAACUUUAGCAUUUAAUUUAUAUGUAGGUCCUUAUGAUAAUAAUACUUUUUGGUCAUAAUGUUUGAAGUUUGCUGUCAUGAUUUUUAUGGAUAUUCAAUUUGGUAUACAAUAAGAAAUUUUCAAAAGAAAAUAAUUUUUUAAAUUAAAUAUCAAUAAAAUUUUGCAAAAUUAUUUUAAUUCUUAAGAUAUGUUUGAUAUCUUUAAAGUUAAAUUUGAUGAAGAAAUUAAAUCUAUUAAAUUAUCAUCCUUACUAGAAAAACAAAAAUUCAAUUAAUUUCAAUAACUAGACUUCAAACAACGCAUAAGAAAGAUAUUUAUUUAGCCUAAACAACAAACUAAUUAAUUAAAUAAAAAAUAUAAAAAUUAAAAUACUUAAAUUAAUUUAGAAACAUUUUUACUUUUCUUCCUUAAAGAAUUAAAGCCAAAAAAAGACUUUUAAAUGUUUGAGUAUUUAAAUAAAAAUUCUUCUUAGGUAGAAUUAGAAGAAUUUUUAAUAAAUAAUUUUGGAUAGAAUGAUAUUUCUACAUCUAACUCAAAAUAAAUAGUGAUUUAUAAAAUACAUCACUAUAAAACUCCUCAAGCAUUAAUUAUUAUUAAAUAACAUUAGAUUUCUACAAAAAUGAAAAAAUUAACACUUAAGUUAGAGAAUUAUAAACUUAUUAUAAAAUAUUUUAUCUCUAUCUUUAAUUCUACUUUUAAGAAAGGUUUAACAAACUUGUAUGAUUUUAAUCAUAUAAGUGAUUUUAGUAUAAUAUAGAAAGAAAGUUUAUUUAAAGAGCAUCUUUCUUAAUUAAAUAAGGCUUGGAAUUCCUUUAGAAAUAUGAUUGAUUUUAUACAAUUAUCUUGUGAUAUUAAUCCAUUAACAAAUUUCAAUAUUUUCCUUUUGCUUGAAUAAGUAAUUAAAUCGAUCUCUUUUUUGAAUCAUGAUAUAAUGACAGAAAUAGAAGUCAUCAAUAAAUUGAAAAAUUCAUAUGUUGUAUCUAACAACACAAAAAUGAAACAACUUUUCUUAAAUUUGUUUUAUUAUAUUUUAGAUUUAAAUUUAGGGAAGAUUUAUAUCUAUUUAGAAGAAGAUUAAUACUAAAAUGAUAAUAUGAUAAAAGUAAAAUUUAAGUACUAAUGUAAGAACAUAAUUUCCAACUAAGAGUCACAACAUUUUCCAAUAAUAAAUCCUAUGUCCUUUUCAGAUUUAAAGCAUAAUUCAAAAGGAAUAUCUAAUCUAGAAAUACCAAUAAGUAUUUGGUUGGUUAGACUUUUGGGGCCUAAAGAUAAAAUUAUUAUAAGAAAAAGUUAACAAUAGCAUGAGUUAGAAUUUUUAUUAUACAAAAUUUUAACUUCAGAUAUGAGUUUACAAUAACACUAUAAUUUAAGAACAGAAAAUUAAAUAAUAAUGUGUAUAGAAAAUUAGUAGUUAUUCACAAAUUGUGUUUCAAUAUAACCAUUUAUAACUUGA
Messenger RNA from Paramecium sonneborni, 1888 nucleotides. The record is from the annotation of a GenBank genome assembly. NCBI's taxonomy places the organism in Eukaryota, Ciliophora, Oligohymenophorea, Peniculida, Parameciidae.